Thelazia callipaeda (thelaziosis nematode) is the source of this 891-nucleotide messenger RNA. NCBI's taxonomy places the organism in Eukaryota, Metazoa, Nematoda, Chromadorea, Rhabditida, Thelaziidae. The record is from the annotation of a GenBank genome assembly.
AUGUCAAAAGGCAUCUUGCUGGGAGACGUAUUUCCAAAUUUUGAAGCUGAGACCAAUGAGGGCCAUAUUCCGAGUUUUCAUGAUUGGAUUGGUAAAGACAGUUGGGCAAUACUUUUUUCUCAUCCUCGAGAUUUCACGCCAGUCUGUACCACGGAAUGUGCACGGCUGGCUCAGUUAGCACCAGAAUUCAAAAAACGGAAUGUAAAAUUAAUUGGCCUAAGUUGCGAUUCUGCUGAAUCACACCGUAAAUGGAUUAAUGAUAUUAUUGCUCUACGUAAAUUGGAAAAUGGUGGUGGCGGCGACUGUUGCGCAGAUAAACUUCCAUUUCCGAUCAUAGCUGAUGAAAAUCGUUGCAUUGCUACAAAAUUAGGUAUGAUGGAUCCAGAAGAACGAGAUGAAACGGGUGCUGCCCUCACUGCUCGUUGUCUGUUUAUAAUUGGACCUGAGAAAACAUUGAAACUGUCGAUUUUGUAUCCUGCAACAACAGGACGAAAUUUCAAGUAUGUUUGUCCUUUAAAUGAUAAAAUAGAUCGAAGUGGUAAGAAACGGAAACAAGGAUCAGGAUUUGAUAUCAUUGUGAGCUGCAGUCAUAUUGCAAUGUCAGAACUUUCCCUGAGUACUUCACGCUGUUCAGGAAUUUGUCUAAUUGAGAUGUUUUUCUCUUUAGAUGACAUUCUUCCUUUCAGCGAGAUUCUACGUGUUAUUGACUCACUACAACUUACAGCAGUCAAGCAAGUUGCGACACCUGUCGAUUGGAAGGAUGGUGAUGACUGCGUUGUGAUACCAACGCUUGAUGACGCUGAAGCAAAAAAAAUCUUUGGUGAGAAAAUAACUACAGUCGAGCUACCAUCAGCAAGACGCUAUCUCCGCAUAGUUCCCCAUCCAAAAUGA